AUGUGCGAGGGCGGUGGUGUCGGCGGCUGCGCUGCUAGUGAUGGUAGUGGUGUGGAGGGUGGUGUUGGGGGGCGCGCAGAUGCGUUCAGCGCGGCGGCUCGGUCGGUGCGGGCGCUCGGAGCGCGUCACCACGAGCUGCUAGCGUGGCCGCGCGCGCACUGGCCUCGCCUCGCGCUGCCAGCACUUUUCGCCGAGGUCUUCGACAUACCGAAGGUGGACGACGACGUUGACACCGCGCCGCAAUCACCGGGCGAAUAG
Parnassius apollo (apollo) is the source of this 258-nucleotide messenger RNA. Lineage: Eukaryota; Metazoa; Arthropoda; Insecta; Lepidoptera; Papilionidae. The record is from the annotation of a GenBank genome assembly.